Maniola jurtina (meadow brown) is the source of this 2148-nucleotide messenger RNA. RefSeq lists its product as uncharacterized. The transcript is spliced from 6 exons. Lineage: Eukaryota; Metazoa; Arthropoda; Insecta; Lepidoptera; Nymphalidae. Bases 293 to 1501 code for a protein of 402 amino acids. The record is from RefSeq and is a predicted model, not a curated record.
CUUAGAAGUUAUUAGUUCCUUUCUUUCCCUGUUCCGAGCUUAAUUGCUUAGGCAAAAUGCUUGCCCGUAUAAUAUGUUAGACCUUUCAGUAUUUUGUAGUUCUGUUAGUCGUUCAGAAGUCACCGUGCAGCGCGAGCGCAUGCUUGCCCGCUCGACCGUUCGUGACUAGCAUUCGAGCUUCGUAAAAAUUUACGAUCACUUUAUACAAGUAACAUAAUAAGUGAUUCUCAACUUUAUCGAUUAAUCUAUAAGACCGAUGGUGAUUUAUUAAAAGACCAUCAAUUCGUUCAACAUGGUGUCUUCCGUGAAUUUACUAGUAGCCGGAUUUAUAUUGCAAAUUACGUUCGUGUCUCCGAUUGCUGAAAUUGAGGGGGAUGAUGAGGUGCUACAUCUUAUAGGAGAGCCGGACUUCCGCGAUGUUCGGCUUCGAUGGGAGUACGGCAAAACUGAAGAAUCGGAUCCCAGGAAACUGUUGGCUUUUCAAAUACACUAUUGCGAGUUGCAAGCCUGGGGCCAGUACCGAUGCAGAACUAAGGUACUUGACAAUGUCAAAGAAGAUAGGUCUGCUAAAGUGAUAGUGGAAACAACUACAGCCAAGUCAGCGGUUCCAAGUGUUAAACGUGGUCGUACCUACACGUCAUAUAUCACAGGGUUACGGAUGGCAACAACCUAUUCCUUUGAAGUGAGGCCGGUGAGACGCGACGCUCGAGAUCUGGCUGAUCCGCACUCCAUUGGCUCGAAAAUUAUCAUAGUUCCCACAAAAGGAUUUUCUGCACGAGCCACACAAUGUUUGCCACACGCGAGCGAAGUUGAGGUAUCUACUGGCCCAUACUUCGGUGGUCGAAUAGCCGUUGAGGCAGCAGAUGGAGGCCCGGAAAGAUGUUCAAUCCAAGGAAAUCCGAACAGUGCCCAGGACGCAUAUAUCCUGAGAAUACAUCAUGACGAAUGCGGCUCAGAGGUCAACGAUACUACAGUAGCCACUUAUGUGAUCGUUCAAGAAAACUUGCCAAUACUUACACACAGCACACGCCGGUUCCUAGUGAUCUGCACAUACAAACCGGAAACGUUAACGGUGCGAGCUGGAAUCAACCUGCCAAAAGCUAAUCCUGGCGAUGUUUUAGUGGAAACUAAGUCCCAUGGAAUAGUGGAGCCAUACGACGAUCAAGAACUAAAUGACAAUAGGCUUCAACCAGCUCGACUUGAGGCUAGGAAGGAAGAAACGCAACAAAGUAUGUUUGGAGAGAUAACCCUCGUUAUGUUCCUUGUUGUCGCAGCGUUUGGAGGUGUUGCGCUUCUCAUAUGGAAGAUGGUACCACAAGCUGGUAAAACCAUGGACAAUAUUUCCAUAUCUACAGUUUCUUCCCUUUCUCGCAGCGGGAUUUUCAACAGGAGAAACAUUGACAGAUUUUCCGAUAAAAGUUCCGUAUAUUCAAUAACACUUUCGGAAAAAGACGAAGCUGUUAAAAAGCCUAGUGAAGGCGAUAAUACUUCGGAGGCCUAGAUAUUCAAGACAAAUCACCUUAAGCUUUCCCUAAGACUAAUGGGUUUAAAUAAACAUCUACCCAAAUAAGUAUUUUUCUGCGGGAAUAAUUUUAAGGACAAAAUAUCUCGGGAGAUAGAUAUUUCGAGAAAUACUUCAGUCCUUAUCAAGGAAAUAAUUUCGGGGAUAAUUCGUCCUUUCUCAAUAAUAGGCUACGACGAAUUAUUAAGGUUAAUUACGCCGUUAAGUAUUGAAACUGUAAAUAUAGUUGAUGAACUUUUAGAAUUACCUAUGUUUAGUUAGUUAACAUUUAAGUACUUUUAGAUAUUAUAGUAUGCGGAUGUACGUUUACAUCUGGCCAGUAUUAAUAAUUCACUACGACACUAUUGCCAUAAGCUAUCUCACUAUUCACAAAUUUUAGUUUAAGGUAUUUUUAGUGCAUAGUAGACAAGCCGCAUUGCAACGCACUGAUACAAUAUGUGAUAGAUAAUAAUAUACCAAAAUAUACUACUGAACUAGUUAAUUCAAAUAACAACAAGCGGACAAGUGAAAAGCUUAUAUUAUGAUUUAUCCAUAGAUGUUUUUGCUAUGCAGUGCCAUGCAAUGUGGCUCUCUGGAGUUUGUGUUUGGCUUUACUGAUAAUUUAAUAAAAGACUUUAUUGACUGAA